UGCGCAUAAUGAAUGCGCAUAUGAAUGAAAACAUUUGACGUAAUAAUGAAGCCGGCUAUUGAAUUCGUAUAUUAUUUUAUCAAAAUUAAUUAGUUAUAAACUAUUAAUAGUAAUACAUUUUACAAGUAAUUAAUGUGCUUCAAUAACGUAAAAUUUCUAUAAAUAAAAUGGGGAAAAGAAAAGCACCUGAUAAUGCAGGAAACCCUAACCAAGAUUUAUGUGAUUUUCUAAUGGAACUGGCAAAUUAUGAAAAAAAUGUUAGUAAGAAUAUUUACAAAUACAAUGCUUAUCGUAAAGCAGUCGGUAGUUUAAGUACUUUAACCGACAGAGUCAAGAGCGGGGAAGAAGCUAGAAAAUUGCCAGGAAUUGGAGAAAAAAUUGCUAAAAAAAUAGAUGAAUUUCUUAAAACUGGAAAACUACGCAAAUUGGAAGAAAUUAAUAAGAAUGAUAAUAACGUUGCAAUCAAUCUCUUAACUCGUGUUUCUGGUAUUGGACCUGCAAAAGCAAAAGAAUUAGUGGAUGAUGGUAUUAAAAGUUUAAACGAUUUAAGAAAACAUCAAGACAAAUUAAAUCACCACCAAAGACUUGGUUUAAAGUAUUUUGAUGAUUUUGAGAAAAAAAUACCAAGAACAGAAAUAACUGAAAUCGAACAAAUAUUAAAGAAAUAUAUUUAUGAAUUGAAUAAAGAAUAUAUUAUUACUAUAUGUGGAAGUUAUAGACGUGGUAAAGAAGCAAGUGGAGAUAUUGAUGUAUUAAUAACUCAUCCAAAUUAUAUUUCUGAGGAAAAAGAAUUGAAAAAGAAGAAUGAUAUACUUAAAAAUAUCGUUGAAUAUCUUGAAAAAAAACAGUUAAUUACAGAUACAAUUUCUCUUGGGCCAACAAAAUUUAUGGGCGUGUGUCGUAUACCAAAUGAUAAAAGUAAGUUAUUCAGACGACUGGAUAUAAGAUUGGUACUAUAUGAUCAAUAUUAUUGCGCUAUACUUCAUUAUACGGGCAGCGAUCUUUUUAAUAAAAAUAUUAGGGCUCAUGCGUUAGAGAAGAAAUACACAUUAAAUGAAUAUACAUUAAAACGACUUACAACAGAAGGUGUUCCAGGAGAAGCUGAAAAAAUCACAUGUGAAGAAGAUAUUUUUAAAAUAUUGGGACUUCCUUAUAAAGAACCAAAGAAUCGAAAUCUUUAAACUCUUUUAUUCUAUAUAUAUGCCAAAAUUUAUUUUGAACAAUGCAUUAAUAUUUUAAUAUUUAUAGUAAGAAGUUCGAAUAUGUACAUAAGUCUUAAAUUUUGAAUCUAAAGGGAAAUACUUUUUGAAUCAAUA
Molecule: messenger RNA, 1316 nt
Organism: Vespa mandarinia (Asian giant hornet)
Lineage: Eukaryota; Metazoa; Arthropoda; Insecta; Hymenoptera; Vespidae
Product: DNA polymerase beta
Biological process (GO): double-strand break repair via nonhomologous end joining; base-excision repair
Cellular component (GO): nucleus
Molecular function (GO): DNA-directed DNA polymerase activity; DNA binding
Source: RefSeq, a predicted model, not a curated record